Molecule: messenger RNA, 4992 nt
Organism: Mus caroli (Ryukyu mouse)
Lineage: Eukaryota; Metazoa; Chordata; Mammalia; Rodentia; Muridae
Gene: Tacr1
Product: tachykinin receptor 1
Biological process (GO): positive regulation of flagellated sperm motility; G protein-coupled receptor signaling pathway
Cellular component (GO): plasma membrane; sperm midpiece
Molecular function (GO): substance P receptor activity
Source: RefSeq, a predicted model, not a curated record
GGAAUCAGUCCACCAGGGAACAGAGCUAGGUGUCUGGGGGUUUCUUUAACAGAAGGAAAGUUGACUUCCGGACUUCUGAAGCAGGGUGUGGUCACCUGUCACUUCUAGGCCACCUUGUCGCCCCCUCGCGGAGUGCUGGAUUCGUCCGGCCUGCAGAACGCCCACAGCAGGUCACGAGCAGCAGAAGGCGUGGUGGCUGCGGUGGUGGCGCGACACAGCUGCCAACAACUGGCGCAGCUGCUGCGCUGUGCUCCGGGACCAGCGAGUAGACAGUCCAGGUACGGCCCCUUCCCCGUGACGUCUCUGCAGCGGGUUAUAAAAGCCUAGUGCGCACCCUGCCAAGGCUCUGCUAACUCCUGAGCACAGAAGGACCAAGACCUGGAAGCUGCGGGUGGCAGUAGAGGCUCCAAGCGAAGCAACGGAAAAAGGGAGCUCACCAGUUGGAUGCGGACCUCAGAAGCCAGCCAGAGGACCAGAACUUUUACUAGCUGCGCUGCGAGCAGCCCUUCUUCCCCCUCAAGCUCCCACCCAGUACGCAGCUUUGCCUUUCCCGCCGCACGCAUGUUAGCCGGAGUUGCUAGUAGCAGCAGGUGCCAAAAGGCGGGUUGUCUUGCCUUUUGGAACCUUGUGGAGUGCAGCUGCUUCAAUGCAAACAAGAGCCUAGCAUGAAAGUGGAGGAAUUUGGAGCAACCAGGCAAAGAGCUAUACAGAAGCCUUGCUCUUGUGAACAAGUCUCCUGCUAACCAGGACUAAGUUCUGCCCAGGAAACUUCCCACCUCCUGAGUAGCAGGACUCAAGCCUCAGGCAUCUGCGACAAGGUCCUCCAGCAAGGAGGUGUGUGUGUGUGUGUGUGUGUGUGUGUGUACACUUCUGUGUGUACUUGUGAGUACCUGUAGACGCCAGGGCUUUGCUGCCUUGCCCCAAAAUGGAUAACGUCCUUCCUGUGGACUCUGAUCUCUUCCCCAACACCUCCACCAACACUUCUGAGUCUAACCAGUUUGUGCAACCUACUUGGCAAAUUGUCCUUUGGGCAGCCGCCUACACGGUCAUCGUGGUGACUUCCGUGGUGGGCAACGUAGUGGUGAUAUGGAUCAUUUUGGCCCACAAGAGAAUGAGGACAGUGACCAAUUAUUUCCUGGUGAACCUGGCCUUCGCUGAGGCCUGCAUGGCUGCAUUCAAUACGGUGGUGAACUUCACCUACGCAGUCCACAACGUGUGGUACUACGGCCUCUUCUACUGCAAGUUUCACAACUUCUUCCCCAUUGCUGCUCUCUUCGCCAGUAUCUACUCCAUGACAGCUGUGGCCUUCGACAGAUACAUGGCCAUCAUCCACCCUCUUCAGCCCCGGCUGUCAGCCACUGCUACCAAAGUGGUCAUCUUUGUCAUCUGGGUCCUGGCUCUCCUGCUGGCCUUCCCACAGGGCUACUACUCCACCACAGAGACCAUGCCCAGCAGAGUCGUGUGCAUGAUUGAGUGGCCAGAACAUCCCAACAGGACUUACGAGAAAGCGUACCACAUCUGUGUGACUGUACUGAUCUACUUCCUGCCUCUGCUGGUGAUUGGCUAUGCAUACACUGUGGUAGGGAUUACACUGUGGGCCAGUGAGAUCCCUGGUGACUCCUCUGACCGUUACCAUGAGCAAGUCUCUGCAAAGCGCAAGGUGGUCAAAAUGAUGAUCGUGGUUGUGUGUACCUUCGCCAUCUGCUGGCUGCCCUUCCACAUCUUCUUCCUCCUGCCCUACAUCAACCCAGAUCUCUACCUUAAGAAGUUCAUCCAGCAGGUCUACCUGGCCAGCAUGUGGCUGGCCAUGAGUUCUACCAUGUACAACCCCAUCAUCUACUGCUGCCUCAAUGACAGGUUCCGUCUGGGCUUCAAGCAUGCCUUUCGCUGCUGCCCUUUCAUCAGUGCUGGUGAUUAUGAGGGGCUGGAAAUGAAAUCCACCCGAUACCUCCAGACCCAGAGCAGCGUGUACAAGGUCAGCCGCCUGGAGACCACCAUCUCCACUGUGGUGGGAGCCCAUGAAGAUGAGCCAGAGGAAGGUCCCAAGGCCACACCUUCAUCCUUGGAUCUCACCUCCAAUGGCUCCUCUCGAAGCAACUCGAAGACCAUGACAGAAAGCUCCAGCUUCUACUCUAACAUGCUGGCCUAAGCAGCAGGCACAUUUCCAGGGCACAGCCACUAGCCCAUCUUGUGUCGUUUAUUCAUGGAAGUCUUUGAUUUGGAAUUUGUUGGAAAUACCCUAACACUGGAGCUUUGGGGGAAAGGUCACAAUGAUUUAAGGAAAACGUUCCAUGCUGUAUUCAAUCUGGAUUCCAUCCUGUCUUUGCCAACCAUCCUCCACACUGUUGACCCAAGGCAGAUCAGUAAACUUCUAUAAAAUGAGAAGGCUACCCUCAGUUUCCCCUGAAGUUUAAUCCCAUGAUUCCUGAAAUGACUUCAUCUGCAUGCAAGGUGCUUAUCUGGGGAGGGAUUCUGCAAGGCAGCAGACCUAUUUGCCUGGAGCAUCUGUCUUUCUUCAGCGAAGUCAUUCUCAGACAUGUGCAGACUAGCUCACACCACUCCAGCCUUCCACAGGAUGGUGUGAGCAAAAGAAGAUGCCACCUAAAUCCUAAGGAAAGCUCUAUCCCCACCUAAGCACACAUGAAUGGAGGACACCUAUCAUUGUGACAUCUUGAUGUCUCUGUUCAUUUAAACAUCAUGGGAUUGACAAUAUUGGAUUCUUCUGCAUUGUGUCCCCAGUACAACCAACUCUGACUGAAUAUGUCUACACAAGCCAGCUGAUGUUCUAACCAAGAGUCAGGAGAUCCACGCCAGGCUUAGCCUAUCUGAGACUCUUUUCCUUCUUUGUAAAGCAGCAGAGCUGAACCAAAUACUCUAAGUGUUUCUUUGAGUCUUAGUGUUUCCUGGUUUAAUGAUGUAUAUACUUCAUUCUCUCUCUCUCUCUCUCUCUCUCUCUCUCUCUCUCUCUCUCACACACACACACACACACACACACACUCUCUCACACAUACACACACACUCUCACACACACACACUCACACACACACACUCACACACUCUCUCACACACACACUCACACACACUCUCACACACACACACACACUAAAUAAAAAGAAAAGCAAUGGCAGCAUCAAAAAUACAAGGGCUGUCAGUCCCUAGAGAUGGGUGUGUGUAAAUAUGCUCCCAUUGAUCCAAAAGCCCUGCUCCACAACUUCCUUCUCCAGGAAAGUUCUUCUCUUUGACAGAGCAGAGGACUUCUCAGAAAAAACUUGGAUGUCUCCAGCAGGCUACAACCCAGUUCUGAGAACAGCAUUGAGAGGGACAAGUGUGUGGACUUCCUGCUCUGACCAAUCGAGUCUUUGUCUUCACUUUUUGCUGCACACGGUGUAGAGGAGGGAGGCUGCCCUCUGCAGCUACACUCUUGGAAAGAGGAGCCUUGCCUCUUCUCUUCAGACUCUAAACCUUGCCCUCCUUGCUCCACUUUGAUGAUCUCUGUCUAUAAGAAGUUGAAGGAUCCACCAAUCCAAAUGGACACUUAGUCUGCCAAGAGCCAAGAACUGAAAGUGUCACAUCCUGAUACGGCUUCAGGAUCCCCAGAAGGGGAUCAUGUGCUUUCUUUCUGUCUCUCAGAUGUGGCUGGAAACCAAAGCUUCAUGUGACAUCCAUGAAUCUCUUCAUGGUUCAGGUAACUGGAUGCACAAAAGCUCCAUCCAGCAUGUCAGGAAGAGCAAGACCACCCACCACCAGGAUUUAUAACUUUUGCCAGCCUUGUUGGGUCUAGCCCUUCGAGGGCAUCAGCAUACCUGGAGAAGGCAAGCAUUAUAUGGAAAUAAUAUAAGCUGGGGGAGGGGCAGGGGAAGAAAUGAGAAGCAUACUCUGCAGAGAAUUAUGGGAAAUUUUAAUAAACUAAGCAAAGGCCACUGAAUGACAACCUAUGAGUUGAAAAUAGUGUAAGAACAACAAAAGCCAAUACCCAAGUUGUAUAUUACACUUCCAAGAAGGAAUCUUGCUAUAUAGGGAUGGAAAAAAUAUGGCUAUAAAAAGAAGAAAACACCCAGCAUGGAGAGGUAUCUCAUCUACAGAAGAGAUGGUUAGGGUAAAGUUUGCAAGGAUUUAUGGAGUGCCUGCUCUGGACUUUGCCCAAACUGAGGACACACAGCUCCUUCCACCCUGAGGAGAUUCUUGUGCCUGCUAUUCCUGAUGACGCCAGCCUGCUCACCAGGCAUGGAGGCAUUGAGAAGCAGAUUCCUCCUAAGAUUUUAAAAACUGACUUUCAACUUGGGGACUCCAGCCAAGGGGUGGGGCUUUCAGAGAGCUUCUGAAAUGGCAGGUCUCUGAGGUAACUCUGAAGGGAGCCACCAGUCAGCCCUGGGAACCUAAAGAACUGAUAUGAGAAAUUUCACUCCAUGUGUAGUAUGAGUGAAGAUGAGGUGGACCGGGCUUCAUGGAUAUGCGAAGCAUCCCUCAGAGAGGACCAGCAAUCUUCCCAUUGCCCCUGCUCCAAAGACCAUUUAACUUGUAAAAAUGUCGUCAAUUCCUGUUUGUGAGAACACUGUGAUUUGUGCUCCGUGCAUGGGUCUCUUAUUGAAAUGUGUCACCCUGUGUUUAUCUCCUGAGUUUUCUUGAUGUACCUUCCGGUAUCGAUAGGCUGGGAGACAUCCUGGAGCCAUCCUUCCUGCAUUCCCUCCAACCUGUGGGAUCCCAGUGUCAUCGCUCUUGUUUGGCCAGGCCUCCUCCUGCCACUGUUCUUGCUUGGAGAGGAGCUCUGAAGUCUGCCCCAUAUUCAAUGAAACUGAAGGCUGUGGAAGGACCUUGGUGGGAGGAACACCCUGAGCCCUUCAGCAGAUUGCUGAGACAAAGGGCUGGGUGGAAUUCUGGGAAAGGAGAGGACACAGGCCUGGAGAAAAGAAUGGCCAUAGAGAGGGGUCAUUUCUGAAGCAUCUGUGUUUGGGGCCUGGGAUCCUGGAAAUAAAGUAUGCUUUGGCUAUCUCA